This is a messenger RNA of Dovyalis caffra, 2469 nucleotides long. The record is from the annotation of a GenBank genome assembly. NCBI's taxonomy places the organism in Eukaryota, Viridiplantae, Streptophyta, Magnoliopsida, Malpighiales, Salicaceae.
AUGGCACUCUCCUUCAACACUUGCCAUUCAUCCCUGAACCCUCUUCUCAUCCAGCCACAGAAUCCUUCUCCCAUCACUUUCAAAUUCACAACUUACUGUUGUUCUAAUCGCAUAGUUCAGGUUAAUGCCACAAAGUCCAAGAGAAAGCCCAAGCCUAGUUUCUUUGAACAAAUUCACCAUAAAUGGUCUCUCAAUCUCGCUUCAACAAGAGACAAAUUUCCCUGGCAAGAACAACAACAAACAGAAGAAGAGGAAGAUGAAGAGGAAGAGGAAGGCAUAAAAUAUGUUGAUGCAAGCCCAUCUGUGAGUGAUACUGUGAGUUUCAGUUUACCAAAUCGCUUAACUACACCUCCUUGGAUUCAUGGAAUCACAGCCAAACAGGCCCAUUUCGAUCAUCAACCUAGAAAAGGAGAUAACUCUAUUCAUGGGCCUUUUGAGUAUCCUGAAGAUAAUGUUGUAAAUGGGGUUCUUGAUGAAGAAGAAAGAAUAGGGAAGGAAAUCAAUUUGGAUAACAACUUUAAGGAACAAGUUGUCGACUUUGAUGACGCUUCUGUUCUUCAAUUAGCAGAAGCUAAGGAGAUAAAAGAUUGUGCUGUUCAUGGGUUUGUGAAGAAUUACGAAGAAGAUAAUGUUGCAAGUGGUGUUGCUGAUAAAAAAGAAAGUAUAGCAAAGGAAAUUAGUUGCAAUUUAAACAAAUUCAAGGAAAAAGUUCAUUAUAAUUCAGUUGAGUUAUCAGGAGGUCAGGAGAUGUCAAUAGUUACGGAUUUAAAUGACGUGAUUUCGCUUACUGAGAAACCUUUCGAUGGUGGCGAUGGAGAUUCUGGUAAUAUUAAGGUUUAUAAUGAUGGUCAUUGUGAUUUAUUUGAAAAUUUGUCAUGGAAGGAUUUAAAUGAUGUAGUUUCUGUGACUAAGAAACAACUUGGGGAUUUUGAAAAUGUUGAGGUUUCUAACGAAGGUGUUAGUCAUUCAAAUGAAUUGCCAUGGAAGCGAACGAGUGGACUAGACUCUGCAAGAGAAGAUAAGAGAAGAAAGAAGAGCAACACCGAUUUGGCACAGCGAAUGGUGCCCGAGCAUGAGUUGAAGAGGCUAAGGAAUGUGGCAUUGAGGAUGCUUGAGAGGAUAAAAGUUGGGGCCACAGGCAUUACGCAGGAUUUGGUGGAUGCCAUUCAUGAGAAGUGGAAGCUGGAUGAAGUGGUGAAGUUGAAGUUCGAAUGGCCUCUUUCAUGUAACAUGAAAAGGACCCAUGAUAUUUUGGAGAGUAGAACUGGAGGUUUAAUUAUAUGGAGAUCGGGCAGUUCAGUGGUAUUGUACAGAGGAACAACCUACAAAUUUCAAUGCGUACAGUCAUAUACAAAGCAAAACGAGACUGGUAUGGAUGUUAUGCGACAUGCAGAAGAAGCAAUUAAUGAUGGUACAAACAGUGCUGGAAUGAAGGACAUAGCUCGAAAUAUGGAAUCAUUUAUACCUGAUGCUGCAAAGUAUUUGAAGGAUCUAACUCAAGAAGAACUCAUGGACUUCAGUGAACUCAACCAUUUGUUAGAUGAGUUGGGUCCACGGUAUAAAGACUGGUGUGGCUGCGAGCCAUUGCCUGUUGAUGCAGACUUGCUUCCUGCUGUGCUUCAUGGAUAUAAACCUCCUCUCAGACUUCUUCCUUAUGGGGUAAAACCUUGUUUAAGAAACAAAGAGACUACAAAUUUCCGCAGGCUUGCAAGAGCAACACCUCCUCAUUUUGUGCUUGGGAGGAACAGAGAACUGCAAGGUCUGGCAAAGGCUAUGGUGAAGCUAUGGGAAAGAAGUGCUAUUGCAAAGAUAGCCAUCAAACGUGGAGUACAGUAUACACGUAAUGAAAUUAUGGCAGAAGAACUCAAGGUGAGAUCGAACGAACUGAGAUGCUUCUUGAAUGGAGAUAAGGUUGACGGGGGGACAAUACUUUCAAGAAACAAGGAGUACAUCGUAUUUUACAGGGGUAAUGACUUUUUGCCACCUGCUAUUAAUGAGACACUGAAAGAGAGGAGGAAACUAAAUUUUCUCUAUCAAGAUGAAGAAGACCAAGUCCGUCAGAUGGCCUCAUCCUUUAUUGGAUCAAGUGUCAAAACUUCUGAAGGCCUCUUGGUUGCUGGAACACUUGCUGAAACUGUGGCAGCUUCCUCUCGCUGGGGGAAUCAACCAAGUAGUGAAGAUGUGGAGGAAAUGUUAAGAGAUUCAGCUCUGGCUAGACAUGCUUCAUUAGUGAAACAUCUCGAGAAUAAACUAUCUCAGGCAAAAGGAAAACUCAAAAAAGCUGAGAAGGCUUUGGCAAAAGUGCAGGAGAAUCUGGAACCAACUGAGCUCCCAACAGAUUUGGAAACCAUAAGCGAUGAGGAGAGGUUCUUGUUCCGUAAGAUUGGUCUGAGUAUGAAAGCUUAUCUCUUUCUAGGUAAGAAACGCAUCUUUAAUUCUGGACAUGAUGGUUUCUUUAGGGAUGAGUGA